UUUGACAAGUCGCAUCAUAAAAGAAAUUUAAAAAAAUUUUUCAUCAUAUAAAUAAAUAUAAAUAUCGUGAAGUUAUUAGUUUUUUUAUUAUACAAAAAACACCAUAUCAGAUAAAUCGAUGGAUUCAAGUGGCGAAGUUAUUAACAAAACACCUUUUGGAUUUUUAUGUAACAAUGAAAAAUUUGCUGAUAUUCAUUUUAUAGUUGGAGCGAAAAAUCUACAACAACGUUUUCCGGCACACAAAGCUUUUUUAUCUGCUAGAAGUCCUGUCUUUGAAACGAUGCUUUUUGGAUCUUUAGCUGAAUCUAAGGAGGUUAAAGUACCUGACGUUGAACCGUCAUCAUUUUUAACGGUGCUAAAAUUUAUUUACUCCAACGAAGCACAAAUUGAUUCAGAAACAGUAAUAAAUACUUUGUAUGCAGCAAACAAAUACCAUUUAUCAGUUUUAGAAGACCAUUGUAUAGAUUUUUUAAAAAGUGUCCUAAGUGGUAAAAAUGCCUUUUUAUUGUUAAGGCAAGCUCAACUAUUCGACAAACCAGAACUGGAAAAAUUAUGUUUAGAUAUGAUUGAUAAACACGCAACAGAUGCUUUUACUUCUGAUUAUUUUCUUGAGAUCGAUUUAAAUACUUUGAUCAGUGUGCUAGAACGUGAUACGUUAGAAAUUUUCGAAUCAAAAAUAUUCGAAGGAAUUUUGUCGUGGUCAAAAACGGAGUGUGUAAGACAAGAGUUGUCUGUAACGCCAGAAAAUCAACAGUUCGUUUUAGGGAGCGCUCUCAAAUUAAUACGCUUUUCAAUGAUGACAUUAAAAGAAUUUAUAAAUGGGCCAUUUCAAAGUAAGUUAUUGGCUGAAGAUGAAGUUGAUAAACUUUGUAAAGAGUUAGCAUUAAAAACAAAUAUUUGUGAGAAACCUAGAUGUUGUGAUUCAUUUCAUGAUGAGGUUCGAUUGUUUAUUUCAAGAAGUUUUAGUGUUAAACGUACAUAUUUUUUUAUUGGAUUUCUACUUCAUCAGAUAGGAAAUGAUGGUUAUGAUUCGAAAUAUAAUACAAAAGACAAAAUAGUGAUAACAUUGAUCGAUGAAGAAAACAAUAUAGAAUACCUUUUAAGUCAGCUCAUCAAUUCUGAUAAUUUCAUUAAGUAUGACAGACCAAUUAUGUUAACUCCUGACAAAAAUUACAAGAUUAAAGUGCAGAUAGCAGAAAAUGUCUUGCCAGAUGAAGAUUAUUUUUUUAUUAUCUCAGAAGGAAUUUUUUACCGUAAAUGAAAAAAUAUAUGUAAGAAGUGAGUGUUACGUGCAAAGUAUGUUGAAUUCUGAUCUAUAACACUCUGAUU
Molecule: messenger RNA, 1329 nt
Organism: Chrysoperla carnea
Lineage: Eukaryota; Metazoa; Arthropoda; Insecta; Neuroptera; Chrysopidae
Product: BTB/POZ domain-containing protein 2-like
Exons: 2
Coding region: 119-1261 (380 amino acids)
Biological process (GO): neurogenesis
Cellular component (GO): P-body; cytosol
Molecular function (GO): protein binding
Source: RefSeq, a predicted model, not a curated record